Anopheles aquasalis is the source of this 1629-nucleotide messenger RNA. Its product is annotated as homocysteine S-methyltransferase. The record is from RefSeq and is a predicted model, not a curated record. Lineage: Eukaryota; Metazoa; Arthropoda; Insecta; Diptera; Culicidae. Gene Ontology annotation, molecular function: S-adenosylmethionine-homocysteine S-methyltransferase activity. Gene Ontology annotation, biological process: S-methylmethionine cycle.
CGGGUCGCGGGGGUACAGUGUCGCCUUUGGCCCCGUGUCGUAGCAGCGUCAUCGACGGUACCUGAUCGACGGGGGUGUUGGGUUGGGACUGUUUUUCGGCGAGCGGCCAUUCGUCGCGUAACCAUUCUGAUCGCCAGUCAACAGCUGAACUACGCCGCGCAAUCGUCGUCUGUCUGUGCGCCAUUUUGUGCGUUGAAAUGUGUGUCCACUUACGUGUUUAGUUGGUAAAAAAAUUGGAAGCGAAAAUUCGUUCUUAGCAUUUUAAAUCAACCAGAUAUAAUUCUGAAUAAUUCAGCCGUGAGAAUGUCCGUAAAAGAAAGCUUCACCAUAUUGAUAACCACGGAAAAAGAACAGUAUUUAGAGCCGGCUUCAUUUCAUUUCGCACGCAGUUAAGUGGUGGACGAGCAGCAGUACGGUGUGGUGAUCAACGAACUCAAGACAAUAUGAGCGGUGUGACAGUACUGGACGGUGGCUUUGCCACACAGCUCUCGGUGCACGUUGGCAAGAGCAUUGAUGGAGAUCCACUGUGGAGUGCCCGGUUCAACGCUACCAAUCCCAACGCUGUGUUCCGGACGCAUCUCGAUUUUCUGGAGGCCGGCGCUGAAGCUAUCAUGACCAACACUUACCAGGCCAGUAUCGAAGGAUAUGGCGAGUAUCUGCAUCUCAACGAGGACGCCAGCCUGAACUUGAUCAAGUCGACGGUACGUGUAGCGCAGAUGGCCCGGACUCGGUUUCUGGCUACACGAGUGAACAGCGAUCAACCCCGGACCCCACCAUUGCUGGUGGCCUCCAUUGGACCGUAUGGAGCACAUCUGCACGAUGGAUCGGAGUAUACGGGUAGCUAUGCGAGUACGGUUUCACCCGAUACGAUCCAAAAGUGGCAUCGACCAAGAAUCGAGGCCUGUAUCGAGGCGGGCGUCGAUGUGCUCGGGAUUGAGACGAUUCCCUGCAAGAUGGAAGCUGCAGCACUGUUCGAUCUGAUGAGUGAAGAGUAUCCUAGCGUGCGGUUCUGGAUCUCGUUCCAAUGCAAGGACAACCUACAUCUGGCCAAUGGUGAACUGUUUAGCGAGGCAGUAAACUCACUGUGGGCUAGGGCACGCUCAAGGCGCAACAAAACUCUGCUAGCGCUAGGUGUAAACUGUGUCCAUCCGCAGAUCGUAACGCCGCUUUUUAAAAGCGUGAACGAGCUAAAGGCUCCCGAGGCUCGCAUUCCCCUCAUUGUCUAUCCGAAUUCCGGCGAAAUCUAUACCGUUGAAGAGGGAUGGCAGGGUAAGGAAGACUGUGUUCCGCUAGAGCAUUAUGUGCCCCAGUGGGUUGAGCUCGGUGCGCGGUUCAUAGGCGGAUGCUGCAGGACCUACGCUCGAGACAUUCAGCGCAUCAAGCAGGCUGUUGAGAGCAUCGCUGAGAAAUCACAUCAAUGAUUAUUUCCAAGACUUCGAGCCUCGAUUGGCUAUGAUAAGUUUAAUCAAUUUUAUCUACUAGACUCACUGUUACAUGUUAAGGAUAAGUACAUUUUAUGGAGUAUCGAUACUGAUUGUUGUUCGUUCGUACUUUGUAGAAUCGCGCUGGAAGCCAUUAUCAACCAAGACAUACAAAUAUAUUGUGCCAAGAAGAUUGUAACUUUUUCAA